CAUUGCACAUAAAACCCAGCCCAACAACCUAACCUAACCGUUUCUCUCUAUUCAUGACCCUUCUCAUCGUUUUGUUUUGCCGAUCUUGUCUUACGGCUGAGCAAUAGAGAAGAACAUCGGAGUUCGUCUACCGUUUGGCCGGUGGUUUCUUAAUCCACCACUACUACGGCGCUACCUUUGUUUAUUAAAGGGAUCUCUUUAGGAAAAGAAUGGAUGCUAUUGCUGAACUUCCACCACUUGGGUAUGAUGUUCUGAAUGAUAUCCUUCCUCCUAGGAUAGCUGCAAUUCCAGAGAAUCAAAUCCCAAGUGCUGAGAAUGUCGUUCAAUCUAUGAAUCACUUAACGUCCCUGUUACAGCUAUACAGAAUGAAACAGAACAUCGUAUCUAAUGUUGAAUUGGCAAACUCCAUUGCACACAACCAUUCUGUUGUAACAAAGUAUUCACAACCCCAAACCCCAAACAUGCAAACCUUCAUAGCAGAGUUCAGGAGAAUGUCAGAAAGACAUGAAGGGAUGCUUAUCCAGAUCAUGAAUGGGCAAACUGAAUUCAAGCAGCAAAUGCAUGAUGCGGUGAAUGAUAAAAUGAACCAGUUGAAGGAAGCCUUGGUGGGUCAAUUCAGCGAACAGUUAGUCAACAUUCGUGAAGAGAUUCAGGUUCUGGCAGCAGAAAUUAAUGCUGAAAUUAACGCCGGGCGUGCAAGAGCAUUCAAUAGCACUCGGAUUGACCACCUAAAGCCCGUGUGCAAGAUCAAAAGAGGACAUCCUUCUGUACUCCCUCCCCCCAACCAUCCAUUUGCACUACAGUCAUAUCCAGUAGGUUCGCUUCCUCCGAAUAACUUGAUCCCUAUUAAUGCUAAUGAUAUUGCUCACCUUACCCAUGAGCAGAUGGAUUUUGUAUUCUGGUUCUAUAAUGAACCAGAACUUGCGAGAGGUGCCAAUAAUCUGGUUCAACGUCAUGAUUUGUUGCAGAGUUAUCUGAGGGCAUAAGGAUUGGUGUUCUGCUGCAAUCUAUGGAUGGGAUGGGACUCAACUGCUGCCUCUGUUUUCUGUUUGAUAUUUCUUCUCCAAGUCGUUUUCCCUUUAUUGAAUAGUAAUUGGAUGAGUAGUCAAGACUGAAUAGUAUUUGGUAUUGGAUGAACAGCCAUAUUAUGAAUAUUUGUUAGUUUAAUGAAGAUACAUGGUCAAGAUAGGUACAGAUUAGUAUUACUCUGCUAGUUUUACAAAUGAUAUCAUUUAGUGUUUAUGUGCACUAGUCAAAAUUGGACACCGAAGAGCAUACGGUGUCCAAUCAAGUAUUCAAACUCAAGCUAGAUACUGUGAGUUUGGUAAAUAGUAUGGUGAGUUUGGUAAAUAGUAUGGCCCGUAUUUUGGUAAAUGUGCCUAGUUGUGGAUAAAUGUGUCCAUUUGGAUUCAGUUUGAAUACUUCAAAUGUACACCAUAUGGUAUUCUGAUCAAAAAAAUUAAACAAGGUCAAUUGGUUCUUUGUAAUUCAUUUUAACAUCAUCUUCAUUUAAUUUCCAAUUUUCAUAGGAUUAAAUGAUUUGUGAUGAACAAACUGACAUUACGGUAGGAAAACUUUAAAUUUUCCAUUUACAAAUGCAAAAAUACUUUUUUAUGCAUCCAGUUACUUGAUACGAUAAUAAUUUGUGAUGUUAUUAACAUCCCUA
Molecule: messenger RNA, 1666 nt
Organism: Cuscuta epithymum
Lineage: Eukaryota; Viridiplantae; Streptophyta; Magnoliopsida; Solanales; Convolvulaceae
Source: the annotation of a GenBank genome assembly